UACAUGUUAUUCCGAGCUGUAACUGAGGUGAAACUAGUCCUCUACACAUAGGGAAAAACAAGCGCCCGGGGACUGGGCAUACUGUAGUUUUAUAAUUUCGUUAUUUUACGGAUGGUGAACUACUCUGUUGAGCUGCUAUUAAAUAGUCACUACUUUGGAAGACAGAAAAGAUACAGUUUUUAUUACGCUUGCUUGGAGCUGAACAUGAUAAAUAUACAAGAAAGUAGCUCUUUGUUGAGCCCCCAGCUGCAGUGCACCAGGAACCAGGCUCCCGGGCCUCUGUGGUGCUCCGAUGCCCCUCACCCACUAGUGAAGAUCCCGAGUGGGCGAGGGACUGGCAGGGAUCACUCUCUCACUGUGCUACUUCACAAGGACGAGAAGCUCACAGUUACACAAGACCUCCCUCUGAACGAGAAGCCGCACAUCAUCCACUUUGAUUACAAGCUGACAGAGCAGCGCUCUUCCUCCUGGGAUACUGUGCUCUCCAAUGACAGCCUCUUUAUAGAGAUCCCAGAACGGGGGCUCCCAGAGGGCAGCAAGGAGGGGUUGGCAGUGUUGCUGGAGUUUGUUGAAGAGAAUCUGAAAGUGAAUUAUGUCUUUGUUUGCUUUUACAAAGCCAGGGAGGAUCGAGUGUCACUCUCCAGGACCUUCCACUAUCUGGGCUUUCAGAUUGUGAAACCAGGCCAUCCCUCAGUCCCCCCCAGGCCUGACGUCCUUUUCAUGGUGUACCCCCUGGAUCACAACAACUCUGAUGAAGAAUGAACACAUCCUACAAAACACUUCGCUCUCCAAUUCCUUUAGAGAAAUCUUUAAUGCUUUGUAGAAACUGCAUUGAAAGAAUGCACAGUUAAAGGCAAAUCUUGGGUUCGGAACAGAAAACAACUCAAAAGCAUCUGAAGCUGACGUGAAGAGGUGCACACCUCACUCUAAACUGGGUCUGUGUUGAACCACCUCGAUCUCAGAGGCAGACAAUUCCGAGUAAUGCAGUGAUUAGGGGGUUCAGUGUAAUAAUUACUUCCAGGGUGUGAAUAAAGACGUGGACUGGAAGGGCUGUCUAUCCCUGCUCGUCCGUGUUUAAUGUUAUAGGAGUUGGAUUCCUAACCAGAAAAAGGGAGAAGGGGAGGGGGCACUUUUGAUAACAGUACCGUACAGUUGACUUUGAGGUGUGAGCUGCUCUUUUCUACCAAAAAUCCUUAAAACAAAUGUUCCCUUACCAAAAAGUAAAACUACGAAAGUGUAGAAGUACAAUCAUUGGGAUCCUGACCUGACAAAAUGAAGGUCAACCUGCUACUAGGAACUGGAUGAGCACAGAUGAGCCACAUGGCCUCUUCUCAUUCAUCACUUCUCGUAUGUUCUAAAUUAGACAGGGCAUUUACAUUCCCAGUGGUAUUAGCAAACUGCAUCUUUAAACAAUACAGUGAUAUAAACAAAUCGUCACUACUGUUGUACUACUGCAAAUAAACCUAAUGAUUUCCGAAUUUUAGACAUGCAGUGAAUGUGUAAAAGCUGUACUUGGAAGUACAAGUUAUUAACUUGGUACCACAAUGUCUUCAUGAUAGUACAACAGUAGUAACUUAUCAGAAACAAGUACCUUUU
Polyodon spathula (Mississippi paddlefish) is the source of this 1596-nucleotide messenger RNA. RefSeq names its product ornithine decarboxylase antizyme 2-like. The record is from RefSeq and is a predicted model, not a curated record. Gene Ontology annotation, biological process: positive regulation of protein catabolic process. Gene Ontology annotation, cellular component: cytoplasm; nucleus. Lineage: Eukaryota; Metazoa; Chordata; Actinopteri; Acipenseriformes; Polyodontidae. Gene Ontology annotation, molecular function: ornithine decarboxylase inhibitor activity.